Molecule: messenger RNA, 1073 nt
Organism: Suncus etruscus (white-toothed pygmy shrew)
Lineage: Eukaryota; Metazoa; Chordata; Mammalia; Eulipotyphla; Soricidae
Gene: GM2A
Product: ganglioside GM2 activator
Exons: 5
Coding region: 124-699 (191 amino acids)
Biological process (GO): ganglioside catabolic process; lipid transport
Cellular component (GO): cytoplasmic side of plasma membrane
Molecular function (GO): lipid carrier activity; enzyme activator activity
Source: RefSeq, a predicted model, not a curated record
CGGGCCGAGGCUGGGAUCUGAGACCCGAGCGCGUGCUCCGCAGACCCGCCAGCUGCGAGUUCGAGCCCCGGCCCCCCUCGAACCCGGAGCCCGGAGCCCAGCCGCUUCUCCAGCGCCUCCGCCAUGCACUUCCCGCCGCGGGCCUCGCUCCUGCUGCUGCUCGGCCUGCUGGUCCACCACGCUGAUGCUCGAUCGCCUCGGCGGCCGCUCAGUGGCUUUUCCUGGGAUAACUGUGACGAGGGGAAAGACCCUGCUGUGGUCAAGAGCCUCAAAGUGGAACCCGACCCCAUCCCCGUGCCCGGGAACAUAAACGUCAGUAUAGAGACCAUGACCAAAGUGAGCCUCUCCGGCCCCAUAAAGCUGGAUCUGAUUCUGGAGAAGGAGGUUGCUGGUUUGUUCGUGAAGAUCCCCUGCAUAGAGCAGCUAGGCAGUUGCACCUACGCCGACAUCUGCAACGUGCUGAGCAUUCUUAUCCCACCCGGGCAGCCGUGCCCAGAGCCGCUGCAUACCUACGGGCUCCCUUGCCACUGUCCCGUGAAAGCGGGCACCUACGUGCUGCCCAGCAGCAGCAUUUCGCUCCCCAGCCUGGAGCUGCCCACCUGGCUCAGUACUGGCCAUUACCGCCUGCAGGGCACGUUGAGCAGUGGCAGUCAGCGGCUUGGCUGCCUGAAGGUGACCGCCGCCAUCAAGGGCCAGUGAGCGGCCGGCUGGGCGUAGGAGCAGCACCUCGUCCCCAGAUCCUCUGUCGUCACCCCAGCCUGCGGUGCUGCUGUCCCCUCAGCCCCCGCUUCCUCCCACAGCUGGGGAAGGCCCGGGCUCCUGCUCCUGAUGAACCCAGCACCCUCUCCCAGUCCCUUUGACACCUUCUCUCUGCCCUGCAGUAGGGGGUGACAGUGUAUUGUGUCCUAGGAAAGGACCUGUGACCCUCUCUAUGUCCCCACAUCCCUGUGCCCAUGUCCCCAAGCCCUCACCUUGCUUCUCUGCUGGAUCUCUGCGGGGUCCCCACAGGGUCUCUCACUCCUCCCCCCGGACUUCCUAGCCCCAUUUUGGAAAGCAAAGUGGACAGAAGCCAG